GGUUACGUUACCUUCAUUUUUAACAUAUCUGGGGUAUUAAAUAUGUAUUAUAGUAGAAAGUAGAUUAUAAUUUUGAUAGAUUUUAGGUACUCUAGUCAUACUUUUGAUAUCAGCGUUUGAUCACCUGUUCAGUUCUGUGAUAAUUUAUAUAGUGUAUUUAAGUGUUGUGUAAUUUUGUGUUAAAAAUUUGUCUGCAAGCAAGUGCACGGUGUAAACGAAGGUUAAAAAAUUAUUAUACAUAAAUGCACAUCGGUAUUCAUACAUCAAUAAGUGUAAGUGAUUGAUUCGAGUACAAUAUGUUCGGGGAAUUAUAAAAAUUUAUCGCGAGAUAAGAGUAAAUAAUGUCAAACAUGGAUAGUAAUGUUAUUGACAAUGUUCCUCAAUGGAAAAAAGAUUUGAUCGCUAGACUGAGAAAUCAAAAUAAAUCGUUCAGCAACAGAGAUCACCAAUCUGCCCCCCAUCACUCUCAGCGAACGGUACAACAACCUAACCUAACAGGCAAGAGUGUAUCAGUAGCGUCAGAUGUUUCACGGCAGACUGAUGCACCGGCCGACCAGUGUAACGUGAGUUCGAAAAUGGUGCAAGAACGAGUUUGGGUUGACAAUAAGACUGAUCAUUUCGCCAAAAUGGUGAGCCAAAAUUACGCAAAUAACGGUUAUCACAAGGGCAGCGAUUCCGACUCAUCGGAAGAAUUGCAUUACGGUCCCGGGAUAGUGAAAAAACUUAAAAAUAAAUACCUCAGUCUAGCCCUUCGAGAAAGCAGCAAUCGUCGGUCUCUUCUUCACAUGAGGAAAGCCAUUUCUUCGGAAAAUCUUCUCGACGAAGAUGUCCAAGAAAAUAAAACCACUAACGGUCAUUACGAGUCUCUGUUUAACAACACUAGUGCUAGAAAUGUGCCUCUUCGAUACAGAUCCGCUAACAGACAACCCGACGUUAAAAGGGCUCGGUCUGUGGAAACUAUUUCGCGUUUAGAUAGCCAGACUGACGAUAACAAUGUGGUUACUAAUCGACAAUCGCUUAACGAAGAAACCCUUAUCUCUGUGCAGAAGGAAGGAAAUGACUAUAACUACAGGAAAAUGCAAGAUAAUUCCGAAACAAAACCAGAAAACAAGUUCAGUCAGCGAAUAAAUAGACCGAAGAGACUACAACCAAUUAUGAGUGAAAAGGAAAAGCCUCCCGCGGACGUUGUGAAACAAGCGAAAAUGAUUUUUGAAAGGAGGCCCGAACAACGGACCAAAAAACCUCACCAAACUGGUGACGUAGCUGCCAAAGUGGAUUGCUAUAAUAAUAUUAUAGUAAAAGCUAAAGUGGAAGCUAAAGUUACCAGGAAACCUCCAGUCAAAGGUAACAAACCCGUACUUAAUGAAAAGAAAGUUGUAAAUAAUAGAUCUCCAGUUAAAACGAAUACGAAACAAGAAGAAAAACUGCAUAAAAAACCACUACAGCUCAAUAAAGUGCCUAAAAACGACUUGAAAGAUCUUCCGUUGCUUAGCCCUAUUCCAGACGUAUCCAGAAUUUUACCAGGGGAAUCGGAACGUGGAAAAGCUCAGUCAAAUUUAUCAGAAACUCCAGACUUAAUCCUAACUUCUAGUCCGCUUUCAUCAAUGCAUUCCCCAACUUUCAAACAAUCGACUGAAAACUUCAUAAGAGAGGAAAUUUCUAGUGAACGUAAAUUGAGCAGUCCUUUAUUGAGCCCUAAUAGGGUUAAACCGGCUAGCCCAUUGACUAGUCCAAGUUAUAACAGGUAUUUUAGUCCUUCUUCAAGUCCUACAAAGUUGAAACCAACCACUUUAAACUACGAUGAUGAUGAUGACGAUGCGGAUUCUGGAAUAAAGAAAGUGUCUCCUACUAGCAUUAAUAUGAUUUCUAAAGAAACUGGAAGUGUUGUUUUUAAGUUUGUGAAUAAGGAAGUUAACCAGGAUCAUCUUCCGAUCAACCAAAACGUUUCGGAAACUAAAAUCCCUCCUUCGGAGCCUUUAAAGAUCGAAAUUAACGGUCACAAUGAUACGAAACCUUCUGGUAAUGAGGUUAAAAUUUUACAGACUGAAAAGCCGCGUUCACGUUCGCCACCUAAAUUCACACCUCCGCCGCCGCCUAUCGUUGAAAAACCCGCGGAAAAAAUAUUGACUGUUACUGAAAUCGAAAAGAAUUCCAUAAAUGCAUCCAAGAACAGUAAAUCGCCUAGUGGUUGUAGUGAGAUCGGUAAAAGUGUGGAAGUCGUGAAUAAAAAUGUAGUGCCAAAAAAAGUCGUGAGGCCCAGGGAACCGGUUUCGGAGUCGUCGUUUGUUAUUAACUUUGUGGGGACGAAAAGGGACGUACCUGAUUAUAUUUCGAAUGAUACGUCACGGUCGGCGAGCAAACCAGAAUUGCCCAAGACUGGCGAGGGUGGUAUUAUAUUAAUACCAGGCGCAACUAUUCUAGAAUCUUUCACCGACGAAGACGAGGAACUCCUCCGCUCCUUGGAGGGUCCUCCAAGUCCUUGUGAUGUUACUUUCAUUAACGAUAACAUUCUUAUUGAUGGAAAAUCUAGUCUUAUUCAAAAAUCUAAACGGGCGAAGUUAAAAAUUUCGUUUGUGGAUGCAGGACCAGAUGUGUUCGAAUAUCCGUCAGAGACAUCACUGAUGGUGGACGAUUCACCAAUACUAUCUCCUGUACAACUGGGUCACACAGUUCCUAAUUUAAGUGGAUCGUCUUCUCUAGCGAACUACACGCCGAAAGGCACCGAAAAAUUCCAACCAGGCGUUACGAAAUCGGUACCCCAGAAUGUUCCUAGCCCGCAGAAAUCAGAAGAAACAGACCUCCAGCCAAAAUACGAACUUGAAGAGAUCGAAAAGCCAUUUAGUUCGGGCGGUAGCGCCGAUAUACUUUUUUAAAAAUAUAUUUUUUUAAACAUAUAUUUUGAUGGAAACAAAAUUCAGUAUUUGUACAUUUUAAAUUCCAUAAUACGCAUUCCAGUAUUUGAAGCUAUCACAUCUUUUUUGGAAACAUUUACACUAUUUUGUACAUCAAUGUUUAUAUUAAUAUGUAUGUACGUAUGUUUGAAAACGUCAGUCAUAUUUUAGGUACGUAGAGAUGAAGUUCAAAUAAUGCACUCAAAUAAUAUGAAAAAUAAAAGUGUUUUUUGAAACUUUGCAAAUUUGUUAAGUAUAUUAGUUUAAAAAAAAAAUGUUAAAUUCACGGCCUUUUUUCGUUUGUAAUUCCAUUCUUUAUACUGAAAUGGAUAAAUUUUCAACAUUGAUUUUUAUAAAAAUGUUUUCUUAAUUUUUCAUUGCGUGAUGGAGCAACCAAAAAUUGAAUACGGAUGUUUGUCCACUCUACAUAAAUUUUUAACAAUGUUAAAGUGUUGCAUUGCAUUUAUCAACACCUUCAUAAAUUUCAUAAUUUUAAUUCAAGAAAAUAUUAAAAUCUGGGAAAAAAAUAACAAAAUGUUAAAAAUGAUUAUAAUUCAGUCAGAUUGAAAAAAAAUUAAUUACAAAUUAACAUUUUGUGGUUCAUAAUCUUUAACCAGUAAAAUGCUACAUUACAUUAAAAAAUAUAUAUAAGUAAACAAGAAAAUGUUUUUUAAAAACCUCAAUUUUUAAAGGUACCAUUUCGGUAGGCGCGACAGACGACCGCCGACGCGACUUACGACCGCCGACGCGACCGAGAAGUGGCGCUUCACAUCUAAAAUACAUACAAUUAUAUGAAACAUAUUUCGCACGGCGCGACACGAGAAGUGUCGUCAAGACGGGGUGAUUAGGUUGGAAAUUUCUUUCGAUCUAGGCAGCGUUGCCAGAUUUUGGAACAGUAUGGGUAAAAAAAAAACGUAGAUCUGAACAGUAGAUUUUAAUACAGGGGAAAUAAUUAUAAUUUGCAGUGUAGUAAAUAAAAAAACAAGUAUAUAAGAAACGAAAAAUAAACUUUUUUCUACCGAAAUUAGAAAGUAAACAAAGAAUAAAAACAAAUAAAAACAUUUUUAUUAUAUACUUAACGUACAGGAAAAAAGAACAAUGAAAAAUAAUAAGUACCUACUUCUUUUAGAUCAGUCUAAAUCAGAUAAUUCAAAAUCGUAGUGUUUGGCAUAUGCAUGUUCUGUUUAUGAUGCCCUAUUAAUUCUUUGUUUCAUUUUAAAUAAAAACAAUGAUUAUCUUGAUGUUUUUUUUAUGGAGCCAACCUACAGUAGUGGAUGCUUAUUACGCUGCUUUUACUGCAGAAAAUUUACUAGAGAAAAUAUUCUUUAACCAUUUCCUGAAGAAUGAGGCAAACUUAAUAAAUUAAGAACAAAAUUUACUAGAGACAAAAACACUGGAUCUACGUAAAAACAGUAGGUCUGGCAACGCUGAUCGUUCCCUCGAAUGGUUAUUUGCAAGUGUCGCGCGACACUUCUCUAAGCUUCCGAAAUGUACGGAGCGUAACAUUUAUGCAUCUGUCGUCCUACGGGUCGCCUCAGUGGUCUCCUGUCUCCUGACGCGGCUACCGAAAUGGUACCUUAAUCGUUCUAAGAUAGAAUUUAAUAUUAAAUAUUUUGCUACAAUUUAACUAAAAUUGUUAAAAACAACUUUAUUAUGUAAAAAAAUGAUUCGAUUUCUCAUUUUAUUAUUCAAUAUUUUGGUAUUUUAUCAAUUCUUAAAAAUAACUUUAUUAUGUAACAAAAUUGAUUUUAUUUCUCAGAGAAUUUAUAUUGAAUAUUUUGGUAUUUUAUCAGUUAUUAAAAAAAAUAAUAAUAACUUUUUAAAUAUAUUUUUAUUACUAGUUACGUUUAACUAGUUUUUCCUAUGUAUAUUGGGAAAUAUCAAAUGAAUAUAUACACAGUAUAUGGUUCGGAUUUAAUUUUCCUUAACUAGGGUCCCGUAAAACCUUUAUUGAUAAAAGAUCAUUUGACUAUUUUAGAAACUAGUUUAGUAAGGUGGGGAUUGUGGCUUUCCCCCCACAUCACUUAGACCUCCCUAGACUCAUUGUGCAUCCCCCAGGAGUUGCCUCUCAGCUCAUGUUAAUAACGUCGCUCUAUAUAGUGGGCUUCUACUACCCCUAUGGUAAAUGGCAGGGUGUAGCUAUUAUGUACGUCCGAUCCACGAGAAAUUUAUUUUUUUAGUGUUACUAAUAAAUCUAAAUUUCCACUGCUCAUUUCAAAGAAACGUACGUAAAAAUCCAAUUUUAUUUAGAAAUUUAUUUUCAUAUAUUGUAGCCUUAUAAAUUAACUCACUGUGUUUUCAAAAAAGGUGAUAUUUCAAAGAUGUGCCACUAUUGUUGAAUCCAAGUGACACAGUUUUUAUAAAAACACGAUUAUUAACUAUACUGGCACAUUUUACGAAAUUGGUCGAAAAUAGAGCCUACAGUGUCAUAACUCAAAAUAAGUCACUAAUGUUUAAACAAAGCGUUACUAUAUUUCUCACACAUUAUAACACGAAUCCAACACAGUAGAGAUAUAAUCCUUCUAAAAAUAUGCCAAUCUUUUUGAAACACAAGGGUGAGUAAUUUAUUAAAUUAAAGUAGAAAAACAGCAUAUUUAAAAAAUCGUUUAACAUCUAAAAAAAUAUUAUAAAUUAAUUAUUUAUAUACAAUAUUGGCAAUCGAAGAUCUACUAAUGCCCAUUGACACAAGUGUAUGUGAAAACUACAGAGAGCCAGGCAGUAGGACAAGCAGGAAAUGCACAAUACCAGUGAUGCCAGCCUAUAAAGCCUGGGCUACAUUUUAACGAGGUCACUUCGUAUAAAUAGCAACGUUGACAUUGUUCCUUUUUCGCUUGCUCCAAUGCCUACUCUCUGUAGCUUUCACACGCACUUGUGCAUCGCGUAUUGGAAGAAAUUCUUUGGCCGACACCAUAUGGUUAUAUAAGUGUGUGUAAUCGACACUUUAUAUCCUGUAUGUCGUAAUAUGUCCCAAACAAGUACAAUAACACAUGUACAAAAUAAUAUACUUCCGAUAUCACAUAGAGUAAAAAGUUAUACAAUGUUGUCCUAAACAUUAUAUACAUACAGUAGGGGUAAUUAUUUGACUGUCAUUAUUAAAAGUUCAUAUAAUCAUCGAUCCGCAAACGCUUCGUUACCAAUCUACAGGGUGUUGAAAUUUCAAGAUGUUCUUUGUUUUUUCUUAAAUUUAUAAACACAUGCAAACAAAAGUUAUGAAUUCAUAUGAGUACUAAUUCAUUAAAACAAGAAAUUAUCCACAAUAAAUCCAAAGUCUACUAGAUCAUUUUAAAAAUUUUACUUUCACUUUUACGGAAAAUAGUUUUUUUUAUUUUUUUUUUUUUUUUCGGUAACGGUUGGCAAAUAUAUAAAAAUUACAUAUUUCUAAACAAAAGAGAAACAUCAUUUGAUAUUUUAUAAUCUCCCAGUGACGUACCGCAAAAAAGUUAAUGGGAAGAAAAGGCGACAAUACCCUCGAAAAAAUAUCAUCCUGUAGAGUCUCGAUUCUCAUAAACAUUUGACAUGCUUAAUGAUGAAAGCUUUACAGCGUAAACUAGAUUCCAAAUUUGAGCUAAAUAUCUCAUAAAAUGGCAGAAGCUAUUAAAAAAAAUUCAAAAAAUCUUGAAAUUUCAACAUUUUGUAAAUCGGUAACGAAGCGUUUGUGGACGUAUGUUUGUAGGAAUUUUUAGUCUUGAAAAGGGCCUUCCAUUCAUGUUUAGGACCACCUUGUAUACAAAAAUUACCUUUUUAUAAAAUUCUCUGUAGAGAUAAUUAAAUAAUAAGAAAGAAAUAGCAAUUUUUUUUAUAUUUCAACCUUAUACAGUGUGUCUACUUAAGUUGGAACCAUAUGGAAAACAUUUUUAUUAUUGAUUUUAGGAAAAAAAGUUAUUCUUGAUAAAAAGUCCUGCAUGACCCAAAACCAAAACCUAAAAUACAGUCAUCACAUAUCAAAUUUUUCAAGCCGUAUACGAGGUUUGUUAAAAAAUAUGAAUUUUACUCAAGAGUAAAGUACGUUUAUUGUUGACAAAAUCGAAAAUUUUCAUUAAGAAAAGUUGAUUAGAAUUGAAUAUUACAUUCAAAUAUGCAAUUACACCGAUCUAUCUGAAAAAACAGAUUUUCUUAUUUUCUAUAAACUCUACACUCUACACAUUGAUUGUAAAUAUCUGAAAACGUUAUAAAUUACGUUAGCUACAUAAACAUGAUACGCUUUCCUUUGGUUGAUGUUUGUGAAGAAUUUAGCAAAUUUCUUAAUGAAAAUUUUCGAUUUUGUAAAAAAUAAACGUACUUUACUCUUGAGCAAAAUUCAUAUUUUUUGACAAACCUCGUAUACGGCUUGAAAAAUUUGAUAUCUGAUGACUGUAUUUUAAGUUUUGGGUCAUGCAGGACUUUUUAUCAAGAAUAACUUUUUUUCCUAAAAUCAAUAAUAAAAAUGUUUUCCAUAUGGUUCCAACUUAAGUAGACACACUGUAUAACUUUUUGCUCUUCCUGUAUAUGAUGCCCGAAGUAUAUUUUUUUGUUAAUGUGAUGAUGUACAGGAUGUACUUGUUUGGGAUAUAUUACGAUAUACAGUGGACGAUAUUGUAAUAGCAACUUUUUGGCUCAUCCUGUAUACGUGUAUUUUUCUGUAAUAAUAAAAAGUGUAAUUUACACACACUUGUCUAACUAAAUAUAAAUAAUCUAUAUAUAAUCAUUAUUUUAGGAGUUAAACGAUUUUUUAUAAAUGUAAUUUUUCUACUCAAAUUUCUAAAAUUAUUCACCCUAUACAGUUGUUUUCCAAAAAGGUUGGUUUGUAUUUUGGUAGUCAUAAAUAUCUUGAGUAGCCAAACCAUAACUUUUAAUAUUUAUGAAUAUCAGCAAAAUAACGUUUACAUCAUAAAGUAUUUUUUAAAUUUUAUAAAAUUUCAUAAGUUCAACACCCUGUAUCUCAAAAACUAGUCAUAAGAGGAUUUUGUGCCAAUGGACACUUUUAAUAAGGAGAUCAAAAGAUUCAAUAUUUAUAAAAAUUCAGAAGAUUCAACUGAAAGUCAUUUUCAUAAAAAGAAAGUAUUUAAAGAUGGUCCAACUAGAAAAUGAUCAACAAAAUUGCAAUUUUUAGAAAUUUUUGUUAAACCAGCCCUUAAAUUUCAAUUUGAUAAUAAACUAGAUCUGAAAAUACACCAUAAAAAUGUGACGUAAUGUUGGUGCCACUAACAGUUAAUUUUAACCAAACAAUAUUUAACAUAUACGUUCUUACCAGGGCCAACAAGAGGGGACUAAUUCCGGGGACCCGGGCUCAAAUGGGGGCCCGGCAGCGGUAUAAGGGGCGCCCGGCAACUGUGGCGAAGGAAUUUUUUUUAUACUUUCAGAAGUUCGGCACAAGAGCGAGGAAGUUUUGGUUUGAAGACCUUUUUUUUGGUUACUAAAUGAUUAUAUACUUGUUUAAAACCAAUAAUUUUGGUAAACAAAGCAAACAAAACACUCAAAAAAAUACUGUCACUGUAAUUGUCAGUGAAACCAAAAUUACGUCAUCACUAAUUUAGCAUAUAUCGACUUUUUUCUUUUUUGACACACCCUUUAGGUUUGCUACUUUACGAUACCACUGUUAAGAAAAUUAGACCGAACCAACCCUAUACUGGUUCUUUUAUCAUCUUUCAACAUUGCUAUAUUCUAUACAUUUUUUUAUGUUUUUUUAACAAUUUAACGGGCAACACGCUGGGACCUUCUUAAUCAACAUGUUUGUUACAUGCUUAAUCUUAUAAAAUCAUACGUAGCUUUUUGAAAAUUAGUGGUAUAUAUUUGUACCACCACUAUUUUUUGUUUCGAAAUGCCUUAUUUUGUGUAAGGAGUAAAUAUUUACGAAUUACCCAAAACGGCAUUUCAUAACGUGUUACAUACAAGAUUUUUUUCUAAUUUUGACUUGAUUAUUUAUAAAAUUGUGUUUGGUUAAAAAAUGAUUCACCAUCAUUCUUUUGUAGGUACUUCCAAUCAAAUAUUUCAGAAAAUUGUUGUGUUUGAUUAAUCUACGUUUUUUUUUUUUUUCAAUAGUAAUAAUAAAAAUAAGGAACAUGUGCAGUGUUGCCAAUCUGAUUUUUGACAUUGCCCACAGGAAAUAAAAAAAACGUUUUUACCCGUUAUCCUUAAAGGAGUACAUCAAAAUUUUACCCUCAACAUUUCUGGGCAGUUUUCAAUAAUUUAAAAAAUAAAACGCAAUUUACAGCUUUUAUUUUUGUUUUCUUUUUUGUUGUUAAACGAAUGUCAAAUGUGAAAUGCCACUAUUCAUUGCCUUUUUCGAUUUAAAAACCAAAAAAGAUGCAUUUUUUAUUUUUAUUUCGUAACUGGUGACAUAAUCAACUUUUCGUAAUCAGUUACAUAAUGUUCUACGUUGUCGAGAUAACAGUUGUCUCAAAAAAUAUAAAAUCUCUAGAGCAUUGCUGGUACAAAUACGUUUUACAUUUUGACAGUUAACUUGAACUAUGGAUCAUCAGAUGAAGGAUAAAGCUUAGUGAAAUCAAAAGCCCAACCUUGAUCAAAAUAGAAAUUGGAGAAUGUUUCUGUCAAAUACGACGGGGAUCUGCAUUGGGAUUCUCAUCUUUUAAUACGGCACGUGUUGAGACUACUAUCUUCGUUCCACAGAAUGCAAUUCGUAUGUAAUGUCUCUAUUCAAUUCGUUACGUGUUGGGUAUGCAAUAAGAAUCCCUGUCCAGUAUUUGGUAUAUAUACAGUAUCUGCUAUUGAAAACCUUCUAAUAUGGUUUACUAGUGUCAAAGCGAAAUCUACUGAGACUUCGCGUUAGUUCAAGAAGGAAAAGAAUAUUAUAAAUGUUGCCAACGCCCGGCGCGUGGGGAUAUAAUAUGUCGUUGUGUGCCUAUUCGUAAUUCACACAGCUCAAAUAGACGGCAUAUGCACACAGACGGUCAACAGUCACGAUACACAUAUCGUGCACCGAGAAUUAUCGCCACGUAGCCAGGCGGCCGUUGUUAUUUUAAUUUCCUGCUGGCACUAAUGCUAACUCUGUAGUUUUCGCUUCGAUACUAGCAAACCUUUCUUGUAAGGUUUUAAAUGACCAAUCCUGUAUGUACCAGCACCAAUUAAAUGGUUAAAUAAAGUAUCUUUGGCAAAAAAAAAACAAAAACGGCAUUUUUGUUAUCUGUACUCUCGGAAAUGAAAAUAUAGGCUGUAGUUCUUUUUCGGUCAUUGUAAUGUUUUCGAAAAUAUUGAAACUUUUCUCCCAUUUGUCUUCGUAUUUGUUAUGGUUAGACUAUAGCAAUUCUGGAACGUAAUAAAAGAAACGGGCCGUAUACGUACAAAGUAAUGUACUACAGAAUUAUUAAUUUAUGAAAUUAAUUGGUAUAUUUUUACUGAUAAUUAAUAUUAUUUACUCAUCCCUAAAAUUUGACUCGACAUGUAUGUAAUAAUAUCGAACUGCUUUAAUAUUUUAUUAAGUACUUUUUAUCUAGGUGUAAGAAUAUAGUGUUUAAGCGAAAAUAAUAUUGUACUGAUUCAGUGAAAUUAUUCCCAUUGUAUAUUUAUUUUUUCUUCGUUUUACUGUUAGUUUUAUUACGUUUAUUUUUAUUUAUAAUCUGUGAUUUUGAAAAUUUGUGAGGACCAACAAAUCUGUGUUUGUCCAGAUUGCUUCUUUUUAAUGUAGCUUGCUUGUAUUUGAUUUAAUUAUACACUAUUUACAAAAUGCUCUGCCAUUUUUUUUGCUUUUCAUUAUUAAAUACGUCAGUGAUUCAAAAUCUGUUCCAGAUAGAAUGAAGACAUUCAA
This is a messenger RNA of Psylliodes chrysocephalus, 10632 nucleotides long. Lineage: Eukaryota; Metazoa; Arthropoda; Insecta; Coleoptera; Chrysomelidae. The record is from the annotation of a GenBank genome assembly.